Durusdinium trenchii is the source of this 1077-nucleotide messenger RNA. The record is from the annotation of a GenBank genome assembly. Lineage: Eukaryota; Dinophyceae; Suessiales; Symbiodiniaceae.
AUGGACAAUGGGCAUGCUUCUGAUUGUCCGGACAGCCCCGCCAAUGAGAGCACAGCCGCACCGAGCGACAAUCCACCUCCAAAUGCUCAUGAGCAGGCAGACUCGCCGGUGUCUUUGACCGCUUCGACUCGACGAUUGGGCUCUUCCCCGUCACCGGAGCAGGACUUGCGUGACUCGCAGGUCAGUUCAGGUUGGCUGGGAAAAUUCUACGGAGCAUAUGGGGGCGACAACCCGCGCUGCAGGUUGGCUGACCCUGGCAUCGACGGGGAUAGCGACGGCGUCAGUGCUUCGGAUGAUGAGCUUGAAACCAACGAGGCGCCUGCCGGUGACCCAAAUUUCCAAGAGAUUUUGGAUGUGAUCCGAGCUGUAUUGCAGAGCAAUGGUCUCUUUGGCGAGCACCCCAUGAUGGAUGAGUAUUUGAAGCAUUGUCAGAACGCUCUGACCAAGUAUGGUCACUGUAUCGGUGACACGCUGGCCAGCCGGAAGCACUUCCACGAGUGGAUUUACACCCAGAAAGCCGAGGAUUCUCCUCCAUCGGCUGAAGGGUCCAACCAGAAGGUCCAGGCUUCCAAUGGGCUCUCAAAGGCUUUGAAGAUCAUGGACGCGGCCGAACCUUCGGCUUGUGAGUUGGACGGGGAACCUACGGUCACCCCGGCAACCAAAAGGCCUCGCCUUGCUGACAGCGUGAAGAUGAAUCUAGAGAUCACACCACCACCUGUCGUCGAAAGGCAAUCUGUUAAAGCGAUGGCCAAAAUCAAGAAGGAGGAGAAGGCCGCCAAAGGCAACAAAGGGGGCCAGGUGUCUUCGGGAGAGCGGGCAACGACAUUCAAGGGCUACAGCCUUGAAGGUUUACCUCGUGAAGCACUCCCUUGGAAGGAUACGGAUUACAAAGGGAAACACAGCUACACCGUUUGCAUCGGUGAAGCAGCUUUGGAGAUCUUGUGCAAAGUGCAGGCCUAUGUGGUCAAGCGCGCAGUCCCUGGCUCUGAGAAGCCCGACGUCGCCCAAGUGUUGUGGAAGCGGCAUGGCGGGCCUCUCAAAGCGUGGGACGAAGCAAAGUCCCGCGCAGGGCUCUGA